Messenger RNA from Saccostrea cuccullata (small rock oyster), 2099 nucleotides. RefSeq lists its product as uncharacterized. Lineage: Eukaryota; Metazoa; Mollusca; Bivalvia; Ostreida; Ostreidae. The transcript has 8 exons. The record is from RefSeq and is a predicted model, not a curated record. The coding region runs from base 160 to 840 and encodes 226 amino acids.
UACUAUUUUAGGAGUCCUGGCCGACAAGUUGAAGUAAACAGUGCAAGAAAGGAUUAUCAAGCUUUUGGACGAAGUACAUUUUGUGACAACUCUUUAAAAAGAACUCUUUAUGGGAUUGAUAUAAAGGAUUGCACUUCGAGAUUGUUUCCUGCACACAUUAUGCUGUUUAUAAAAACACUUUGUUGUCUGCUAAUUCUUUUUUAUGAUAUGCAGGUUUUGUGUGACACUAACUGCCCAAGCAUACAGCAGACUGCCAGGCUUGUUUAUGAAUGUCCAAAGAGCGAAGUAGAAUGGAAUGAAGCUGCUACCAGAAUGAACUGCAAAUAUAUAAUGCAAAAUUGUUUACAACAAAGCCAGUAUAAAUACCAUUGUGCUUUGAAUGUCUUUCUAAAUGAAUCGUGGGAAUUAUGUAGCAUAAUGAAAUACAUGCUCGGUUAUUGCAUGGAAUACAAUGUAGAAGGACAGAGAAUUCAAAACAAUUAUCAUCGGAAAUGUUUGGUUUUGAAUCCCCCUUGUCCAAUAAGAUACAAAUCAACAGAGGCACACAAAUAUCAAUCCUGCUAUACAAAAGUGAAGAAAAAUAGUCUCCUUACCUCUAUCCUUUCUGAAACGACUUUAAAGCUGGUCGUUACUACAAACAGCAACAAAGACAAGAAUCAAAACGGAGAUUUACAAAGAGUUUGGAUAAUUGUUGUUACGUCAAUUGUUUUCGUAGGAAUAGUUGCAGUGAUUGUAUAUAUAAGAUGGAGAAGAAAGAAGCGAAACAGAUUAAGAAAUAGAAGCAAAAGACUGUUUUUGAAAGCACCGAUGACAUCAUUUAUUGAAAAGCCCUUAUAUUAGCACAGACACAAAGUCUGACACAUCUGUCAGGAAAAAAAAGGAAAAUGGGAAAAAUACAGGAAAGAGCAUUGCACUUUGUUUAUGUUGACUAUAAAAAUUCUUACCUGUACGAUUUUAUCCAUAAGAAAGGGGCAUGAACACAGUUUCAACUGAAGUUUUUUCACCAAUUUUAAUUUUAACAAUUCCUAACCAGGGCAAUUCUAAUGAUUAGCAAAAAUUUGAACAUCAUUUGUUGAUUUACAAAGGAGAUACAGGUAUGAGAAUUCUUCAUAAUGUAAACAAGGCUCGUGCCUUGUUUUUGUUUUCAUUUAGGAAAUCUGUUAUAACAAAACGAGAUUCAAAAGAUCAUUAGAAAAUGUCUAAUCGUAUUUGGAAUUAACUUCUUUGUUGCAAAAAAAUCUGCUUUGACCAACACUAUCAGCAUUUUAACCUAUAAACUUUUAGAUAUGAAUCCGCAAAACUAUGGAAUUCUUUACCAGAAUCUUUUAGAAAUAUUACUACCUUUAACCAAUUCAAAUCAAAUAUAAUUUGUUGGUGUUGAAAUUGUCGCUAAUUUUAUUUUUAGAAACUAUAAUAAACAGGGUUUAUUUUAUUUUUAGUUUGUUGGCCUUAAUGUAAAAAAUACCAUGUCAUUGUAAAGCACCACGGAGGAAAAUAAUGAUAUUUAGUAGUGUGGUAUAAUUUUUAAAUACUUUUUCUUGUUAUCACGCAUGAUUGUUGUAUUAUUUUAUGUAACGUUAUUAUGUAAUUAGAAAUUAGCUCUUCAUGACUAAUGUUUUUUGUUGAUGUACCCGACUUUAGAUAAAAAUCAUCUUUCAUAUUUGGAUAUUUUACCGGAAAAAGACGUUGAUGGUAUUUUUACAAUCAAGCUUUCUGAUAAACCUGAUGACUUAAGCUCUUCAAUCGUCGACUUCUCUUACUUUUACAACAAUAUACCUCAUCACCGAGAUGUAUCCAUAUACGGAGUAUAUAUAUAUCUUAGUUGAUUCUAUAUGGAAGAGCAUGUUCUACGUAUGAAAAAAAAAUGCAACGAGGUAAAUUAUUGACAAACAGUGUAAAAUUCUUUUUAAAAAUAAAUGGUAUUUUAAAAAAUAAAAAUAUUUAUGCUUUUAGAGGGAACCAGCCCUCAGGAUAUAAAUAAGAAGACAUGUAAAAUAAGCGAAUCUGAGAUGGCGAAAGAUUUACAUCCCCUUUGAAAUAAUAAUCAAAACGAUCAUUUAUGAUAUAUUUUGCAUACAAAUAAAAAUUGUAAAAUAUUA